AUGUCACGGAACAAGCGCUUCCACACGCGCGAACCCUUCCGCGACAAUGACAAUCUAACGCUCCACCACGCCGAAGGACCAUUCAGCUUCCUCAAUCCCACGAGAGCCCAUUUCAAUCACGCUGCCCUGCUUCCCAAAUCAACGCCAUCACCAACCCCUGAAAGUAGCUCGCAUGGAAAACCGCCAAAACGAACAGAAUCCAUCGUCCCAGCUCGGAAUGUCAAGUUCCUCUGGCGAUCGCGAGAUAAUCGAAAGGGUCGACAUCCGUUGCUUGUCAAGCCGGCUCUUCCGGGUGAGGAAGCGCCGUUUGUGACGCCGAGACGCACAUCGGAUCCUAGGGAGGUGGUUAAGAUUGUGGUUAAGACGUUUACGUAUUAUCCGUUUUGGGAUAUUUCGUGGCUGGUCGCUUUUAUAUUUACUUGGGGUAGUGUAGUUUGGGUUAUCAAUGGCUUCUUUGCGUGGCUUCCGCUGGUAGCGCCGGACACGGAAUUCCCAGGGGAGUCUUACUACGGCGGCGGGAUAACAGCGUUUAUCGGGGCAAUCCUCUUUUUCGAAGUCGGCUCCAUUCUGCUCAUCUUCGAAGCCAUCAAUGCUAACAACGCGGGAUGUUUCGGCUGGGCCGUGGAACAACUUGUCGACGGCGGCAACGCGCAGCUUCAACUGGUUGCCACGCGCAGCCAUUGCAGGCAUCACCACCAGAAUAAGCGCAACUUGGUUGGCAAGCCUUCUCUUUCCACGACAUCGUCAGCCUCGUCGUCCAGUUCUCAAACCGGCAAGCACUGGCAGUGGUUCCCGUCGUGGCAUGACCUGCGGACGCACUACUUCCACGAGCUUGGCUUCAUUGCCAGCUCGGCCCAGCUUUUUGGCGCUACUGUCUUUGGUGUCUCUGGAAUCACUGCUUUGCCAGGGAUAAUCAACCACCUCACUCCGCAGUGGCGCCUCAACGCGGCGUAUUGGAUUCCCCAAGUCAUUGGUGGCAGUGGAUUUAUCGUCAGCAGCACACUGUACAUGCUGGAGACGCAGCAGAAGUGGUGGAAGCCGGCGCCGCAUCUGCUGGGGUGGCAUAUUGCGUUUUGGAACCUCGUUGGGGCGUUUGGAUUUACGUUGUGCGGCGCGUUGGGGAUGGCGUAUGGGAAUUCGGGGGCACAGUAUCAGGCUUCGUUGGCUACGUUUUGGGGCUCGUGGGCGUUUUUGAUUGGCAGCUAUUUACAGCUGUAUGAGAGUUUGAAUAAGCAUCCUGUGGAGGAGGUUUCCGACAUGGCAGACUAUUCACCGAGCGAAUAG
This is a messenger RNA of Pochonia chlamydosporia 170, 1284 nucleotides long. RefSeq lists its product as hypothetical. The record is from RefSeq and is a predicted model, not a curated record. The transcript has 3 exons. Bases 1 to 1284 code for a protein of 427 amino acids. Lineage: Eukaryota; Fungi; Ascomycota; Sordariomycetes; Hypocreales; Clavicipitaceae.